This is a messenger RNA of Carassius auratus (goldfish), 4672 nucleotides long. RefSeq names its product GRAM domain-containing protein 4-like. Bases 211 to 1989 code for a protein of 592 amino acids. Gene Ontology annotation, biological process: apoptotic process; negative regulation of toll-like receptor 9 signaling pathway. The record is from RefSeq and is a predicted model, not a curated record. The transcript is spliced from 20 exons. NCBI's taxonomy places the organism in Eukaryota, Metazoa, Chordata, Actinopteri, Cypriniformes, Cyprinidae.
UCUGUCGCUGUCAUUGACGAAAUUUCCUGGUGUGAAGUGAGCCUCGCUGGAUAUCAACAAUAGAUUGAAACGAACCCCCAAAUGAUGGUUUGCUGUUUCCAUGCGAUUCUAAUCCGCAGUAACGCUGGAAAUAACAUCUGACAGCUCGGGGAACCGCAUUGGGUUGCCACUCGCCAUGUUAAGAUAAAGACACAGAUCUCUGUGUUGAACAUGCUAAAGCGAUUGGAUAAGAUCAGGUUCAGAGGACCGAAGCGAGAUGAGUUCCUGGACCUUGCCGAGUCCCCCACUGCAUCUGACAGCGAGUGUAAUGAUGACAUCCCAGUAAAACACCGGAGCUCCAUCAAAGAAACGGAAGAGCAGCGAGACCCUGCAGGUUCAGGGACGCUCACCAUGUCUGCUGCUCCCAUCCAGGACUACAAGAUAAGCGAUACCGACCGACUCAAUGAGGUUAAAGGUCACCUGGAGGUAGCCUUACUGGAAAAGCACUUUCUUCAGGAGGAGUUAAAGAAGCUCAGAGAGGAGACAAAUGUUGAGAGCCUAAAGCAGGAACUUGAGAAAGAGAAAUCCAAAAGAGUCGAUCUCGAACAGAAAAUGAAUGAAAUUCUCCGAUCCAGACUAGAAGAUUCACCACCUCCACCUCCAAAACCACAAGUCCCUUCUGUCAAUGGAACGGGGGACAAACAAAAGGAGACCUUUAGCUCUCAGCUGUGGAAAUGGCUCUAUGAGCGCUUUGGUGUUUAUAUCGAAGAUUUCCGCUUUCAGCCCGAGGAGAAUACAGUCGAGACUGAGGAACCACUAAGUGCUAAAAGAUUAACUGAAAAUAUGAGACGACUCAAACGGGGUGCUAAGCCUGUUACUAACUUCAUGAGGAACCUUUCUGCCUUAUCCAGCUGGCACUCUGUCUACACGUCAGCCAUCGCCUUUAUUAUCUAUAUGAAUGCUGCCUGGCAUGGCUGGGUUAUCCCCAUGUUUCUAUUUUUAGCCAUUCUACGGUUGUCCUUGAAUUACUUCAUUGCAAAAGGUUGGAGGAUACAGUGGAGCAUUGUGCCUGAAGUCUCCGAACCAGUGGAACCUCCAAAGGAAGAUCUUACGGUUUCAGAGAAGUUUCAGUUAGUGUUGGAUGUUGCACAGAAAGCUCAGAAUCUAUUUGGAAAGAUGGCAGACGUAUUGGAAAAGAUUAAAAACCUGUUCAUGUGGGUGCAGCCUGAAAUCACCCAGAAGCUGUACCUUGGUUUGUGGAUGGCCUUCAUCACCUCUUGUUUGCUGCCAUAUAAACUCUUGGGCUUCAUGAUUGGUAUCUAUGCUGGCAUCAAAUUUUUCAUCAUUGACUUCAUCUUCAAAAGCUGCCCUAAACUGAGGGAAAAAUACGACACACCCUACAUUGUGUGGACCAAUUUACCCACAGACCCACAACUCAAAGAGCGUAACAAUGCCACUUUGAACAGACGGCUGUCUGGGUUUGAAAAGCAGAUCCAGCCGGUGGUGGCGCGGGGGAAUCAGUCGGCAGGGAUGUCGUGUGGGAUUGGCCGAGAGGAGGAAAGUGGUCGGGCCUACAAUACCAAAAGAGGUCCUUUUCAUGAAGUCUUCAACUUGUCAGAGAAUGAGCGCCCCCUGCCAGUGUGUGAGAAUGGAUGGCGAUGUUGCUUGAUCAACAGGGACCGAAAAAUGCCCACCGACUACAUCCGCAAUGGUGUCCUCUACGUCACAGAAAAUUACCUGUGUUUCGAGAGCUCCAGCUCCCGGGCGACAUCCUCAAAGAAAAAUAAAGUCAUCAAGCUCCAAGACAUCAUUGAUAUUCAGAAGUAUAAAGUGUUGUCAGUAUUGCCUGGAUCUGGCAUGGGGAUCUCGAUUACAACACCAUCCACUUUAAAGCCUCUAGUGUUUGGUGCCAUGAUUCACAGGGACGAGGCCUUUGAUGCCAUUCACACUCAGUACAUGAAGACCGUGAAUUCCACAGCAGCUACCACAGUCACAAACCCAGAGACAUAGUCUCACCCGGAUCAACAUAUGACAUAAGGUAGUCCAUAAGGCAGCCCUAACCUUAAUGUACCACUCUCCUAUACCCCUGUAUGGAAACGAUGGCUUCCAGAAGUUGUCCGCCCCAUCUCCAACCCAAAACGAUGGAGAAACUGCAAAGAAACUGUUUUUCAUAUUCUCUUUUAGAUUCUACGUGAGUUAUUAGGAGGAGUAUUUUAUAUAAUGUUCUCUCAAACAGCAUACCAUAAUCUUACACAAGUGCUUGUCUGGAUAGGUCUUGUUUUAUAAGGUUAUGGGUUUGUUGUGCUUCUUACUUGUGUGUCAGAACAGGAGCUGGUACUCCUUUGUGUGAUCCGUGUGUAGUCAGACCAUAUAACCGUCUCUGAACUUACCACCAUUUUCACUUAAUUGCAUCACCGCUGGCCUUGCACAAAGAAACACUGCACUUAGUGUUGCUGAGAGCUUUUAGAUGUGAUUUAAGAGGGAAAGAAAACAGAAAUCCACAUGUGCAAAGCAGCUCGUAACUGCCGGCCACAUUGUUCCAUUGGGGCGCGCCAACUUUCUCUUCAGUAUUUGUGAUACUUAUGUUAACUUAUCACAUAGGUACAACCUCAUAUUUUAAAGGUGCACAUAAAAACUUAACAUUUUGCGGUUCAUUUUCCCUUAUGUUGUUUUAAACUUGUAAAACACAAAAGGAGAUAUUAAGGCAGAAUGUCCAAGCUGCUCUUUUCCUUACAAUGAAAGUCAGUUGUUUAAAGGGGAUAGUUUACCCCCCCCCCCCAAAAAAAAACCCCUGUUAUCAUUAACUCACACUCAUGUUGUUCCAAACCGGGGUGACUUUCUUCCUUAAGCGAGAUGCAAAAGAGAUAUUCUUGAAGAGAUUUUAACUCUCUUUGGCCAUUCAAUGUAAGUCAUUGGGGUUCAAAUCAACAGUGGACCCCACUGGCUUUUACUGUAAGGACUAAAAACAGUCUGACAUGCUUUUAAUAUAUUAUCUUUUGUAUUCUGCAAAAGAAAGUAAUUCAUACAAUAUGUAAAUGACAGAAUAUUAUUUUAAGAAACUCAUACUAGUUUGGAACAAUGUCAGGAUGGAUAAAUAAUAAUAAAAUUGUCAUUUAAUAAUAAAAGCACAAAAGAUCACCAGUCUUGCCCAUAAAAUGAAUGUGCACAAAUAAAAAAGACUUUAAAAUAAGCAGGGGUAAGCUGGUUUUGAUCAUAUAUUCUCAUUCCUUGUCACUGAGUCCUGAGGUUAUUGAAGUAUUUAAUGCCUUUUUGAAUGUUGGCACUGGUUAGGUAAAUGUGCGGUACAGUACGCUCAUACUAGUCAACCAUCGAACAGGUCUUUGGGGUUAAAUCCAUAGAUUACUAACAUUGUAUUCCAAUGUAAUUACAGUAAAGGAAUUACAGACUAAUUUUCUGUAAUGGGUGUAGUAUGUUGAUUUUUUUUUUUUCAUAAAGUGUGUGUAGGGGAAUUCUAAAAUUAACAUUCAUAAAGGAUCUACUUCCAAAUAUACUUGUACUCAUUCAUGCAUGCGUUUUGUUUUUACUUUUGACUAUGCAGAGUUUAGUAGCUCCUUUCGGAUUAAAGGAGGUCUUUUCUCUCUUAAAGAGAAGAUUCAUACGGUACAUUGUGAUUGUUUUGGGCUUAUUUGUCCCCAUCACUUUUCUUGGUUUUCUCAUUUUUAUGCAUUUCAAAGUGUGCUGUGCUAAAUUGCACUUAGUUGCUUUUUUUAUUUGUUCUCUCCAUUUUAAGCCUUUUUUCUCACCUGCCUUAUUCUGCCUUAUUUUAUUUUGUUCUUUAGAGCCAUUUGACACUUUAAAUUUUCUUCCUUCAAAUCAUUUUGAGUCAGUAUAUGUCUGUUGGGGUUAGACUCUGAACUCCUUGGAUGCGGUUUACCAAGUUUACGAAAUAGCACUUUUUGGCUUUCUAAAUACCACUUAUAUAGUGGAAGACCAUUUAGUUAGAAUAAACAUUAUGCUAAUAUUGUCUCCGCAGAAGUAUAUAUUUAUCAAACACAUGAGUGUGCACCUUGGUUUUGUUCAUUUCAUCUUUUAACAUUUAUUUCUAAAAACAAAUUCCAUUAAUUAUUGACUCUUAAAGUGGAAAAAUUGUCAUUUGCCAAAUAAAUGUGUAUUGUUGUUUGCGCUCUGUUUCUGCCCCAAAACAGUUCUGUUUACAGACAUUUGUGUUCCACAAAAGGCUACUUUGAUCCCUGGACAAAUGGGGGCAUGAAAAUUAGCCUGUUUUGCCUGUGGUGAAUGUUGAAAAAUCAUGAAUUUUAAAUGCCUUGUUAAAACAUUUUAUUGUUCUUUGAAUUGUAACACAUUCUUCAUCCAGAAUAAGAUUAUUGUUCCCUGGAAGUUGUUGGUUAUAGCAUGGAGGGGUGGUGUUGUAGUAUUUCUCUCAGUGCAUUUCCCUAUUCAAGUUGUUUUUUGUUUCAGUCAAAUAUCUGUUUAGUUGGUUGUAACACAAUCACAUUUGGUCCAGUCACCCAACAACUGUGUUUAGACUUUGCAGAGGAACAACCACUGGGGUCCACUGGAGUCCUGCUACUCUGAGACUUAAGUGAAUCUCGUGCUGAAUGUGACUGGAAGUUUGUAUUUACACUGGAUGUACAUGUCUGGUAAACUCUUUCCUGCUGUCCUCUGAAUAGUCUUCAUUGGAGAAGAAAUAAACUCUUUGAGAUCUUUGUAA